Messenger RNA from Ictalurus furcatus (blue catfish), 3033 nucleotides. It is a transcript of the gene lzts2a, whose product is annotated as leucine zipper, putative tumor suppressor 2a. The record is from RefSeq and is a predicted model, not a curated record. NCBI's taxonomy places the organism in Eukaryota, Metazoa, Chordata, Actinopteri, Siluriformes, Ictaluridae. Bases 307 to 2394 code for a protein of 695 amino acids. The transcript has 5 exons. Gene Ontology annotation, biological process: negative regulation of canonical Wnt signaling pathway; cell division.
AGGACAGCAGAGCAAGAGUGCAGGAGAGGAAGGGGCUAUGCAGUGGGCAAAGAGAGGAAAGUUUGACUAGAGGAGAAGGAGUGCAGGAGGAGGAGCAGGAAGAUAGUGUGUGUGUGCACGAGAGUAUGUGAGCGAGCGGGAGCAUGUGAGUGUGCAAGACGAGGAGAAAGAGAGGGAGUGAAGCUGAAGAGCAGAAUGAGCAGGCUAGGUUUGUGUUCUUAGUUUGGCUUCAGGACAGAAAGCAGACACAGGAGGAAGUUACCAUGAAGAACACUAUGGAGUGUGUGUAUUGGGCGCACAGUCGCCAUGGCUUUGGUUCAGGGACUGCCCGUGCCCUCUGAUCACCCAGAGUCCAGUGUUGAUAUUCAGCAGUGCCACCCUGUAUCACACUCCCCAACCACAGGCACCAUGGGCUCUGUCAGCAGCCUUAUCUCUGGGCGCACUUACCAGGAACGCCACUGCCGCGCUGUCAGUGACUUCAGCGCCAGACUCCGCAAGCCCCUGCCUGCCACGAGCUGUUUCCGGCAGCAGGAGGGCACACUGCGCAGGGCAAGCUCUCAGGAGGAGCUCCUCGACAAUCAGCCUCCUCUGCCUAUCAAGAACAAACCCACUACCCUCAUGACUGCCGGCAAUGGCAACUAUGGUUACAUGAGUGAUGAGGUGGUGGGUGACUGGAAUGAUAACCAUGUCAAAGUGGGCAGCCCAUGCAGUGACACAGAAGAAACACAGGACAGCCGAGGAACUGUGAACAGUACCAACAUCGGAGGCCCUCCACCCAAACUCAUCCCUGUCUCAGGCAAGCUGGAGAAAAAUAUGGAGAAAGUCGUAAUCCGACCAACCGCCUUCAAGCCUGUAGUACCCAAGAACCGCAACUCUGUGCAGUACCUUUCCCCACGGCCAGGGGGCAGUCUGUCUGAGAGCCACGGAAGCCUCAACCUUUUACUUCCAGGAGGAGCAGGGAUGCUGUGCACAGAGAAACACAAUUCGUACAACGGGGGUCGCAACGCUCGUAACAGUCAGACUUGCAGCAUGUCAGACUCUGGCCGCAAUUCACUCUCCAGCUUGCCCACAUACAGCAGCACUGCCUGCAGCCUGGUGCAGAGUGAGGGACUGUCCACAAGCACAGAGUCCACAAGGCCCACAGGAGGACACGGCCACACUAACUCAGACAGCGGCCGGUCUUCAUCCAGCAAGAGCACAGGCCAGCCACUCUCAGACAGUGGCUCAUGUGGGCGUUCCCCUGCUCCCCCAGAGGGGUAUGAGAGCAUUAUUCGUGAGCUAGAGGAAAAGCUGAGAGAGAGAGACUUGGAGCUGCAGCAGCUUCGAGACAACCUGGAUGAGAAUGAGGCAGCCAUCUGCCAGGUGUACGAGGAGAAGCAAAAACGCUGUGAGCAGGAGAUGGAGGAACUCAGGCAGAGCUGUGCAACCAAGAUGAAGCAGGUGCAGCAGAAAACACAGCGGGUCCAACAGGUCCUGCAGCUGCAAGUCUUUCAGCUCCAACAGGAGAAGAAGAAGCUGCAUGAGGAUUUCUCUCAGCUGCUGCAGGAGCGAGAGACACUGGAGAAGAGAUGUGCCUCCAUUGAAAGGGAGCAGAACCAGCUAGGCCCCCGUCUGGAGGAGACCAAGUGGGAGGUGUGUCAAAAGUCUGGCGAGAUCUCCCUGCUGAAGCAGCAGCUGAAGGAUGUGCAGGCUGACCUUGGCCAGAAGGCAGCUGAGAUUGUGGCCCUGAAGGCCCAGCUGCGAGAGGCUCACUCUGAGCUGCAGGCUAGCCAGGUACGAUCACACGAGGCCCAGGCCGCAGCACGAACUCGCAUGCUCGAACUGGAAGUAUGUGAGAACGAGCUGCAGCGCCGCAAAAGCGAGGCUGAGCUACUACGUGAGAAACUGGGCCGACUUGAAAUGGAGUCAAACCGACUUCGAGACAUGUUUGCAUUACCCAGCAGCAAGGGUCAGUGCAUGAGCCUGCCACUGCCUCAGAGCCGUGUCGGAGGUGGCCUGAAUCAAGUCCACAGCCCUGCUUUCCGGGACGUACUGGAGCCGCUGCCAUCGUACGAAAGUGAUGUGACCAGGGUGCAGCAGCAGAGUACAGAUGCUCUGCAUGGUCUGCACUUGCAAGUAGAGCAGCUGCGCACUGAGCUGGUGUUGGAGAGGAGGCAUGGACAGGAGCAACAGGAAGCCUUCGAUGAGGAGCGCCGUGUCUGGCAGGAGGAGAAAGACAAGGUGAUCCGCUACCAGAAGCAGCUACAGCAGAACUACAUCCAGAUGUACCGCCGCAACCGGGAGCUGGAGCGUGUAAUGAGGGAGCUGAGCCUAGAGCUAGAGAACAGGGACAUGGAGGAGUUUGACAUGCGCCAUGACAUCCGAUUUGAGGAAAUCACCGCCACCGAGAUCUAAUGCACAUUCAGAUUGUUCUCAAUUGCUGAACAAGCUAAAUGCUCCACGUCCUCCACUGUGCCCUCAAAUCUGUUUUGAGGAAAUGACCUAGUCACCAUCUCCGCCCCUCCCCCACAGACAGAAAAUUCAAAUUGUUCUCAAACACUGCCUGACUUCCACUGUGUCCUUUAUAGUGUACUGCUUACCAAAGCACCUACUCAGAGUCUAACCAGGGUGGAUAUGCAGCCUAGACACUUCCUAAAAAUCCUGUUUCGUGACUAUUGCAAUUGCCAUGUCUUUUCAACACUGAUGUGUGAAUUUGGGGAACACAUUUAAAUGGAGGAAAGAAGGUUUUUGUGAAACAGUUCCUGAAUAAAAUGAGUGUCUCUGUUGCUGGAUUUCAGUCCGAAUACGCAGCUCCUGUACCGUAAUGGACUGAUAUCAUGUACUGUGUUAGACACAGUAAAGGCACUAAUGGGAGAGGAGCACCUUCACUAAUGGACUCCACUUCACCACUCCUUACUAUCAGCAUUAAUAUUAAUGGAACUCUAAUGCAGCAUGGUUAAGUUCUACAGAGUUGAAGUGCAUUGUCUUGUCACUCAAUCUGCUUUUAGUGUGGAGUCAUUCUUACCAGUAAGUAAGACCCAAAAAAACCCCAUC